AUAUAAUCAACUUACCAUAAGAUGUAUGUAAACAUUGAUAGAAAUACGUGAAAGUAUUGAUUAUUAUUGUUAAUUGCAGAUGCUAGACUCAUCAAACAAAAAUUAGAACUUAAUAAAUGAAAGGCAGUUAAUUAUAAUUAUACAAAAGUUGCUAGUACUCUUAACCCAAUUUAGAUGAAGUGGGUUUAGUCAAUCUUUUAAAAGGAAAGUUCUCUGUCUUUAAUUUAAUGGAGUAUAAAAGUAAUAGUAAUUUGCAAGGCUUUUUGAAAUAUUAGAAAUGACAACACUAUUAAAUAUAGUAGAGUACUAUUGAAAUUAUAAUCCAAUAAUAAUAAAUCCUGUCUGAAUAGUAACAGAAUUAUGAGAUGAGGU
Paramecium sonneborni is the source of this 372-nucleotide messenger RNA. The record is from the annotation of a GenBank genome assembly. Lineage: Eukaryota; Ciliophora; Oligohymenophorea; Peniculida; Parameciidae.